Molecule: messenger RNA, 1902 nt
Organism: Komagataella phaffii GS115
Lineage: Eukaryota; Fungi; Ascomycota; Pichiomycetes; Pichiales; Pichiaceae
Exons: 1
Coding region: 1-1902 (633 amino acids)
Biological process (GO): protein histidyl modification to diphthamide
Molecular function (GO): diphthine-ammonia ligase activity
Source: RefSeq, a predicted model, not a curated record
AUGAAGUUUGUGGCUCUGGUUUCAGGAGGAAAAGAUUCAUGUUUUAACAUAUGGCAUUGCUUGAGCCAGGGACAUGAACUCAUAGCCUUAGCCAAUUUGUAUCCUCCCCCAGAGGGCUCCGAGGAAUUGGACUCGUUCAUGUACCAAACGGUCGGUUAUCAGGCAUUGGAACAUUAUGAAGAAUGUAUUGGAGUUCCAAUGCACCGAAGAGUAAUUGCUGGAACGUCAAAGAAUCAGCAACUUGAGUACGAAAAGACAGAGGAUGAUGAAAUAGAAGACUUGUAUCAACUCUUGAGCGAUGUCAAGGAAUCUCAUCCAGAAUUGGAAGCUGUCAGUGUCGGAGCCAUUCUUUCAUCGUAUCAGAGGACUAGAGUAGAAGAUGUCUGUGCGAGACUGAAUCUGGUAGCACUCUCUUACCUGUGGCAGAUGAAUCAACUAGGGCUUAUGGGAGAGAUGUGCCAAUCAGGCAUGGAUGCAAGAAUUAUAAAAGUUGCUGCAAUUGGUCUCGAUGAGAAUGAUUUGGGGAAAUCUCUUAUUGAAAUGUACCCCAAACUUAUAAAACUCAAUGACAUGUAUGAUGUUCAUAUUUGCGGUGAAGGUGGUGAAUUUGAGACCUUGGUUUUUGACGCUCCAUUCUUUCUAAAAAAAUUAUCAAUCACUCACCAAGAGGUUAUUAAGCCAUCCAAUGAUGAAGUUUAUCAUCUUUCCUUGGGUUUUACGACUCAAGAGAAAAGCAAGGAAGACGGAGAUGCUACAAAAUUUUUGAGUGCUCCGCCACUGCUGAAUGAAGAGAUGGAAAGCAUUUAUGAUCAAUUAAGUUCAACUAAGUUCAAGAUCCCCUUAGUAGAGAAAGAAGCCCAAUCCGCACUCGUUGAAUUUGAAGUUACAUCGAAACAAGUCGGUAAUCUACUUUAUAUCUCCAAUUUGUCAUCCCGGGAGGACGAAAUUGAAUCACAGAUCACUAGCAUUUUCACUCAGUUGACAGACAUUCUCAACACUCAUGGUCUUUCAUAUGAACACAUUCAAAGUGUCCAGCUGUUCCUACGUGAUAUGGACGACUUUGCCAAGGUUAAUGCCAUUUAUCAACAGUAUUUUACCAAACCCCUUCCCUCAUCUCGGGUAUGUGUGCAAACGUUGCUACCCGAGAAGAAUCAAGCUUUGUUAUCAGCCAUUGUCAUUCCCAAUUUGAAAGACAAAUCAGGAGUUCACGUCAGAGGAAUUAGUUACUGGGCGCCCCAUAACAUAGGACCAUACUCACAGUCUAUUUUGCAUAAACAGCAGAGAACUACGGUUGCAUUGAUAAGUGGACAAAUCCCUCUGAUCCCCCAAUCCAUGGUCUUAGCUGACCCUAACGACAGAUUACUCAAUGUUGCCUUAUCGCUUCAGCAUUUCGACAGUGUAAAGAAGCUCAUCUCACUUGACCAGAAUGCUUUUGCUAUCUGUUAUUUCAAAGACCUAGAGUACCUCCCAAUUGCCAUAGAAGCUUGGAAACUUUAUGAACCUUCUUCUAAAGUACCGGUGGUAUUCGCUCAAGUGACACAACUCCCCAAAUCAGCUCCAAUCGAAUGGAGCGGGUCAGUGUAUCAAGAGACACCAAACUACGAUGAUUACUACGGUGAUUCGUCAGAAAAUGAAGAUGAGUCCACACAGAUUGCCAACAACUUGUCCUCGCUAGAAUUACAGGGACAAUCGGUCACAUUUCAAGACGGCUACGUUAGCUUGACAUUCGCCCCAGGCCUAUCAGCCACAGCACACAACACGGUAAUUUUAAACAAGGGGCAGGCAAGCAAGCUGGAAACCAUUCCACAGGAAUAUUCCGUCGACAUCAUCCCCGUCAACAGACUGUUCGAUUUCACAGGGAAAGAUCAGGACCUAGCCGUACUCCACAGGCUGAACAUCUGA